Bufo bufo (common toad) is the source of this 1751-nucleotide messenger RNA. RefSeq names its product serine protease 33-like. Gene Ontology annotation, biological process: proteolysis. Bases 226 to 1335 code for a protein of 369 amino acids. The record is from RefSeq and is a predicted model, not a curated record. Lineage: Eukaryota; Metazoa; Chordata; Amphibia; Anura; Bufonidae. The transcript is spliced from 6 exons. Gene Ontology annotation, molecular function: serine-type endopeptidase activity.
CCAGGAGUCUACAAAAAGCAAGCAGAGGUGGUGCAGUCAGUCAUUGACCUGCUGGAGGAGGACAGGACACUGGUGGUACCCAUGAGGAGGUACAGAGAGGAAUAAGAAGAGAAGACGGUAGGACUCAGGGCAUCGACAAUAAAAGACUGGAGUACCACCACUGAGGGCCCACGAGUCCAGCACGUACUGCCAUACUGAGGAUACUCUGAAUAAGCUGCGUGGACAAUGAACACCCCCUACCCAAGAAAUCGUGCCCAACAUCUCCAUGGACAAGGACCACCAAUAAGCCGGAGGACCACCGCUGCUGUCUUACUGCUAGUCCUGGGUAUUGUGAUGAAAACAGCUCCAGGUAGUGCUCAGCUUUCCUCCAUGCAUCGUGUUGUGGGUGGACAGGACGCUGCGCCCCGGGAGAGGCCCUGGCAGGCUGCUCUGUUAUAUGAAGGCUCUUUUUUCUGUGGAGGGUCUCUGAUCUCCCAGGACUGGGUGGUGACGGCAGCGCACUGUGUGGUUCGCAAAACUCAUCGCAAACUUCAAGUUCUGUUGGGAGUUCUGAACCUCAUGGAUACAGGUCCCACAAAGCUUUCUGUGGCAGUGAAAAAAAUCAUCAUCAACCCGAUAUACAAUGGAGGUAUAACCAGUGGAGACCUGGCGCUGCUAGAACUGGAGAUUUCUGUGAACUUCAAUGACAAUAUCCAGCCAAUUACUCUUCCAUCCCAAGACCAGGAGUUCCAGAAUGGGAUGAUGUGCUGGCUGACCGGCUGGGGUUAUACUGUUCAGAAUGUGCCACAAUCAGCUCCAAACACUUUACAAGAGGUCAAGCUUCCUCUUAUCAAUUCCACUAAUUGUGAUAAAAUGUUCCAAGUCGCUUCCCAUGCAAGCCAUGCCCCUGAUCUUGUAAAAGAAGACAUGAUCUGUGCAGGCUACCCUGAAGGCAAGAAAGAUGGCUGCCAGGGGGAUUCUGGGGGACCCUUAGCUUGUCCAUCUAAUGAAUCCUGGUUUCUGGUUGGAAUCGUGAGUUGGGGUGAAGGUUGUGCCCAGCCACAAAAACCUGGAGUCUAUACAAAAGUCAGCAGCUUUUCCUCCUGGAUACAAGAGUGGACAGGUGCUAUCACAAUUUCAAAGUUAAAAACCACUGCUGCAACGACUGAGAAUGUGAACAGAGUCAUUACACAGAACCUGAAAGUAGAAUCUCAGGCUUUCACCUUGUCUAAAAUGACCAAUCAAGAAACCACCUCAGCUGGAAGGAGACUCCAAAUAUCAAUCAGCCUUUUUGUCAUGGUGAUUACAUUGACCGGAAUUGUGGAUGUGGCAAGAGAAGCAUUUCUCUGUUUGUAAAUAAUUUAUUACUAUAUAACUGAUUGAAGACUCGAAUGUCACAUGAAAACGAAGAAAAGUGUCUACACGAUCCAUAAUUCUUCAUGUCUCACCAAGAAGGUUCCUCAGAGAUCUCCAUAUAUCAAAGAUCCAUGAACGUUAUCUCCCAAAAUAUCUUUAAAAAAAUAAAAAUAAACUAAUGAGUGCAAUCAUUAUAAGUUACCAACCCCUGAGAGGAAGAGGUAUGCUCCUGGGGAACAUCUUCGCCCAACUGAUAGCUGAUCCAUCCAAACACAUCUUUGACCCAGACAUUUGAAGGUGGUGGCGGCAGGGGGUGAAUGUGUGGUCUGUGGUGCUUUUCGGGUUGUUUUAUAAGCUCAGAUGAAUAAAACCUUAAUUUCACCAGUUUUUCUGUGAAUCUGGCCACCCAUUACUGU